Messenger RNA from Colletotrichum gloeosporioides, 1146 nucleotides. Its product is annotated as PHO85 cyclin-1. Gene Ontology annotation, molecular function: protein kinase binding; cyclin-dependent protein serine/threonine kinase regulator activity. Gene Ontology annotation, biological process: regulation of cyclin-dependent protein serine/threonine kinase activity. Gene Ontology annotation, cellular component: cyclin-dependent protein kinase holoenzyme complex; nucleus. The coding region runs from base 1 to 1146 and encodes 381 amino acids. The transcript has a single exon. NCBI's taxonomy places the organism in Eukaryota, Fungi, Ascomycota, Sordariomycetes, Glomerellales, Glomerellaceae. The record is from RefSeq and is a predicted model, not a curated record.
AUGGAGUCAAGGUCACACCUCACCCCGGCUGAGCUCAACGCCGCCGCCCUCGACCACUUCGUCUACCAACCCGUCAGCAAGUCGAUGAUUUCCUACCUGGCCGGCGCCGCCUUCAAUGUCAUCUCCUGCGACAGCGCCCUCAUGCCUCCCGCUUCCGCCGAGGCCUACCGUCAACAACAGCUUCCCCCGACACCGCCAAGGACACCCGAGCCCCGCGCUGUCCGCACCGAAGACGCCGACCUCCCCACCCUCGAGGCCUUCAUCACCCAGCUUGUUGUCUCUUCCAACGUCCAGGUUCCGACACUCAUGUCUACCCUGGUCUACCUCACUAGACUCAAGUCCCGCCUGCAGCCCAUGGCCCGCGGUCUGCGAUGCACCACCCACCGCAUCUUCCUUGCCGCCCUCAUCCUCACUGCCAAGUACCUCAACGAUAGCUCACCCAAGAACAAGCACUGGGCCACCUACAGCCACGUCAACAACGACCUGUCCAACUUUGGCUUCAGCAGGACAGAGGUUAACCUGAUGGAGAAGCAGCUUCUCUUCCUCCUGGAUUGGGACCUGAGGAUCAGCGAGGAGGACCUCUACCGCGAGCUCGACCCCUUCCUGGCGCCUAUCCGCGCUGAAAUCGAGGCUAAGCACGCUCGUCGCAUUGCCCGCCGCCGCAAGCAGGAGGAGGAGAUGCGCAAGAGACAGGAGGAGCUCAUCGCCAUGCAGUCCUACCCCAGCCCGCCAUCCUCGCGCGCCAGCUCUCGCUCGCGACAGGAGACCCCCGACCACGCUCGCUCAUACAGCGGCGCCUCCAUUACACCACCUGGUCUUUGCUACAGCAGCAGUUAUGGCAGCUCCAUCAGCUCUUACGCUCCUUCUGUCGCAUCUAGCCGGUCUCAGUCCCGCGCCACCACCCCGCUCGACAACCCCGCCGAGGAGCCUUACAUGUACGUGCCCAACGGCAGCUUGUACGAGUCUCCCGUGGAAGUGCACAUCGAGCAGCCCGCAUCAACACUGCCGAAGCGCAAGCCUCUCCUCCCGUACGAGAUCAGCACUGAGGAGCUGCGCGACAUGCAAGACGGCACCAAGGCGAAGAGGGCACGCAUGGGACGUGGCAUGUGGGGCCGCGUCUUCGGUGGCGCCGUGACAGUGCGGUAG